AUGCAAGAAAAUAUGAAAUGGUAUACAAGGGUUGGUGUUUGGAUACCUCAGUGCCCCCCAAAGAACUGGGAGGCUAGGUCGUGGUCUGGAGAUGGGAGACGGCCAUCAGGAGCACUCCAUCAACUGGGUUCUGCUCGCUCGAUCGAGCUUGCGGCUCCUCUUCUUCUUCCUCAAAGUGUGUGGCUCCCUUGGCCUUGGUGGAGCUUGCUAGCUCGAACUGCCAUAUGGGGUUCCAUCUACUGGGAGUCCUGGUAA
Molecule: messenger RNA, 255 nt
Organism: Microthlaspi erraticum
Lineage: Eukaryota; Viridiplantae; Streptophyta; Magnoliopsida; Brassicales; Brassicaceae
Source: the annotation of a GenBank genome assembly